Jatropha curcas is the source of this 1286-nucleotide messenger RNA. RefSeq lists its product as uncharacterized. Lineage: Eukaryota; Viridiplantae; Streptophyta; Magnoliopsida; Malpighiales; Euphorbiaceae. Gene Ontology annotation, biological process: glucose metabolic process; beta-D-galactose catabolic process via UDP-galactose, Leloir pathway. Gene Ontology annotation, molecular function: carbohydrate binding; aldose 1-epimerase activity. The record is from RefSeq and is a predicted model, not a curated record.
AACUCGUAUAAUCCCCUCUGGUCUCUCUGUGUGUAUAUAUAUAUAUAUAUAACCACGGUAGUAGAAGAGAAACCAUUAACCAUGAGUGAUCAAAGCCAAAAAGCUCAUAUCUUUGAACUCAACAAUGGAACUAUUCGUGUUAAUCUCACCAACUAUGGUGCUACCAUUACUUCCCUCUUCGUCCCUGACAAAAAAGGCGAGGUUGAUGAUAUUGUUCUUGGAUUUGACUCUAUAGAAGAAUAUAUGAAAGGAAAUGCGCCUUAUUUUGGUUGUAUUGUGGGUAGGGUUGCAAACAGAAUCAAGGAAGGGAAAUUCAGUCUUGAAGGGGUUGAUUACUCUUUGGCUGUAAACAAUGGACCUAACAGUCUCCAUGGUGGUAAUAAGGGAUUUGACAAAGUGAUAUGGGAUGUUGUCGAACAUAAAAGUGGUGAAAAGCCAUCUAUUACCUUCAAGUAUGAAAGUUGUGAUGGGGAGGAAGGAUAUCCAGGAGAUGUUACCGUAACUGCUACUUAUACACUAAUUUCAAGUACAUCAAUGAGGUUGGACAUGGAAGCAUUGCCUAAAAAUAAGCCCACUCCAGUUAACUUAGCACAGCAUACAUACUGGAAUUUAGCAGGUCACAGCUCCGGAAAUGUGCUUGACCAUUUGGUUCAGAUAUGGGGAUCUCACAUAACCCCUGUGGAUCAGGACUCAAUUCCAACUGGUGAGUUCUUGCUGGUUAAAGGCACAGUUUUUGACUUUACUUCAGAGAAGAGAGUUGGAAGCUCGAUCAGUGAAGUCCCCGGUUUAGGGUACGACCAUAACUAUGUUCUUGAUAGUGGAGAAGAGAAAUCAGGCUUAAAACAUGCAGCUAAAUUGAAGGAACCUUCUAGUUCUAGAGUGUUGAACUUAUGGACGGAUGCACCUGGCAUGCAAUUCUACACUGCAAAUUAUGUGAAUGGUGUUUCUGGAAAAGGCGGGGCUGUCUAUGAAAAGCAUUCAGGGUUAUGUUUUGAGACUCAGGGCUUUCCAAAUGCCAUUAACCAACCAAAUUUUCCUUCCAUUGUCAUUCAUCCUGGACAGAAGUACAAGCACACAAUGUUGUUUGAGUUUUCAGUUGAGUAGAUUUUAUUAUUCUUGCAAGGAUUAUAGAGGUAAUUUUGGCUUCACUUGAUUAAACUUUUUGUAUAUUUGGAGUGGAGGCUCCCUUUCUGGAAUACAAAAGGUUUUGUUAGAGUUGGAUUGUAGAAAAUAAUUCUGAAUAAUAAUUUAUUUACUGAAAUGUGAUGAUUUAUAGAUUUCCAGAA